Myotis davidii is the source of this 6555-nucleotide messenger RNA. RefSeq names its product mitogen-activated protein kinase kinase kinase 1, E3 ubiquitin protein ligase (gene MAP3K1). Gene Ontology annotation, molecular function: protein serine/threonine kinase activity; zinc ion binding; ATP binding. The transcript has 21 exons. The coding region runs from base 233 to 4198 and encodes 1321 amino acids. Gene Ontology annotation, biological process: protein phosphorylation. Lineage: Eukaryota; Metazoa; Chordata; Mammalia; Chiroptera; Vespertilionidae. The record is from RefSeq and is a predicted model, not a curated record. Gene Ontology annotation, cellular component: cytoplasm.
CUGUUUAGAGGCGUGAAGCCGUGCCCCCCGGCAGCCCUAGCACCGGUGCCUGUAAACUCUGCAGCGAGCAGGACGCGGGCCACAGUGAUGCUCACACGCCCUCUGAAGUGCCCGGGGUGUAGCCGUGACCUUUGUAGUUACGUGUCCAUGGAAAGUAUAAACUCUUGUUUUACUUGUUCUCACAAAUUAUCUCUCAUCUGUCACCUUCUGCCCCGCCCACUGCAGGCCGGAGAUGGAGAGCAAGGACACGCUGCGGGGGCUGCACAGGAUGGAGGACCGGCCCGAGGAGCGCGUGAUCCGCGAGAGGCUGAAGGCCACCUGCAUGCCCGCCUGGCGGCACGAGUGGCUGGAGCGCCGGAGCCGCCGGGGCCCGGUGGUGGUCAAGCCAAUCCCUGUGAAAGGAGACGGGUCUGAAAUGAACAACGUGGCAGCUGAGUCGCAAGGAGAGGCCCAGGCGAGCGUGUGCCCGGCUCCCAAAGGCCGCCGCAGCCCGUCCCCCGGCGGCUCUCUGGCCGGGCGCCCGGUGAAGGCCGAGUCUCCCGGAGUGAGGAGGAAGCGCGCGUCCCCGGUGCCGAGCGGGAGGACCACGCCGCCGCGCAGAGCCCCGUCCCCCGACGGCUUCUCGCCGUACAGCCCCGAGGAGACCAGCCGCCGGGUGAACAAGGUGAUGCGUGCCCGGCUCUACCUGUUGCAGCAGAUCGGCCCCAACUCCUUCCUGAUCGGAGGCGACAGCCCGGACAACAAGUACCGCGUGUUCAUCGGGCCGCAGAACUGCAGCUGUGGGCGUGGCGCGUUCUGCAUCCACCUGCUCUUCGUCAUGCUCCGCGUGUUUCAGCUGGAACCUUCUGACCCAAUGUUGUGGAGGAAAACUUUAAAGAAUUUUGAGGUUGAGAGUUUGUUCCAGAAAUAUCACAGCAGGCGUAGCUCAAGGAUCAAAGCUCCCUCGCGUAGCACCAUCCAGAAGUUCGUGUCCCGCAUGUCCAGCUCCCACACGCUGUCCUCGCCGAGCGCGGCCACGGCCAGUGCGGAGAGCAGCCUCAAGGACGAGGAGGAGCAGCUGUGCCCCAUCUGCCUGCUGGGCAUGCUGGACGAGGAGAGCCUGACCGUGUGCGAGGACGGCUGCCGCAACAAGCUGCACCACCACUGCAUGUCCAUCUGGGCAGAGGAAUGUCGAAGGAACAGGGAGCCUCUGAUCUGUCCCCUCUGCAGGUCCAAGUGGCGGUCCCACGAUUUCUACAGUCACGAGCUGUCAAGCCCCGCGGAUUCCCCGUCCUCCCUGCGGGCGGAAAGCAGCUCCGGCCUCACGCACUACGGGGCCCAGCACAUCCCUGCUGCCUACAGAGACCUGGCUGAGCCCUGGAUCCAGGUGUUUGGGACGGAGCUCGUUGGCUGCUUGUUUUCUAGAAACUGGAACGUCCGCGAGAUGGCUCUGCGGCGACUCUCCCACGACGUCAGCGGGGCGCUGCUGCUGGCCCACGGGGAGAGCACCGGGCACUGGGGGGGCGGGGGCCGGAGCAGCCCGGGGGCCGGGGCCAGCAGCGCGCCCUCCCCGCCCGCGGGCGNCGUGGUGGGUGCCUGCUGCAGCGUGCUGUCCAUGGUCUGCGCCGACCCUGUCUACAAAGUGUACGUUGCCGCUUUAAAAACCCUGCGGGCCAUGCUCGUGUACACGCCCUGCCACAGCCUGGCUGAGCGGAUCAAGCUGCAGAGGCUCCUGCGGCCGGUCGUGGACACCAUCCUGGUCAAGUGCGCAGACGCCAACAGCCGCACCAGCCAGCUGUCCGUGUCCACGCUGCUGGAGCUGUGCAGAGGCCAGGCCGGGGAGCUGGCGGUCGGCAGAGAAAUACUGAAAGCCGGAUCCAUUGGUAUCGGUGGUGUGGAUUACGUCCUCAAUUGUAUUCUUGGGAACCAGAUGGAGUUGAACAACUGGCAGGAGCUGCUGGGCCGCCUCUGCCUGGUGGACCGGCUGCUGCUGGAGUUCCCCGCCGAGUUCUACCCGCACACCGAGCCGUCCUGCACCCCGCCACGGCCCACACCCGCCCCAAGGACACGGUACAAGAAGCUGCUGUCCCUGCUCGCCUUCGCCCUGCAGUCCAUCGACCACGCCCACGCGGUGGUCGGGAAGCUCGCGCGCAGGGUCUACCUGAGUUCCGCGAGGAUGGUCACCGCCGUGCCCCCCGUGUUCGUGAAGCUGUUAGAGAUGCUGAGUGCUUCCAGCUCCACCCACUUUGCCCGGAUGCGCCGCCGCCUGAUGGCGAUCGCGGAGGAGGUGGACAUCGCCGAGGCCGUCCAGCUGGGCCUCGAGGAUGCCUGGGACGGCCGGCGUGAUAGCUUCCUGCAGGCACCGGCCCCUGAGAGCCACCCAGAGGCCCCAGGGAACAGCCCCCUGCAGGGCCCAGACCGUGCGGAGAAAACUGGAAGAGGACUGCGCCCUGCGAGGCUGAGCGCCAGCUCGGAGGACAUCUCUGGUCGGCCGGCCAGCACUGCCCUGGGGCCUCCUACUUCAGCAACGACGGAGCAGCCAAAGCCAGCGGUGCAAGCCAAGGGCAGGCCCCUCAGCCAGUGUCUGAGCUCCUCUCCCCUGUCCCCUCACUCCCAACCAGUGCUCCCGCCCUCGUCCACCCCAGCUUCGUCGGCCCAGACCGCACCAGCGGGCCCCGGGGACGCCUCCAAGCACAGACCUCAGGGAUUCGUUCCCUACAACAUACCCUCGGCGUCGCCUCCUCCGCAGCGCAAGUUUUCCCUGCAGUUCCAGAGAAACUGUCCCGAAAACAGAGACUCGGACAAGCUCUCCCCCAUCUUCACGCAGUCCCGGCCCCUGCCCUGCAGUAGUAUACACAGGCCCAAGCCCUCUCGGCCCUCCCCCGGCAGCCCCGGGAGACAGGCCGACGCCGCGACAGGCAGCAUGACCCUGGACCUGCGCGGGGCCUCCGAGGGCGGCGACAGCUUCAGCAGCGGCAGCAGCAGCAGCGCCGUGAUCCCCAGCGAGGAGACGGUGUUCACCCCCGUGGAGGACAAGGGCCGGCUGGACGCCAGCACCGAGCUCAGCUCCAGCAUCGAGGACCUGCUCGAGGCGUCCCUGCCCGCCGCUGACACCACGGUGACGUUCAGGUCAGAGGUGGCCGUCCUCUCUCCGGAGAAGGACGAGCACGACGACACCUACCAAGACGACGUGAGUCACAAUCAGAAGUGCAAGGAGAAGAUGGAGGCCGAGGAGGAGGAGGCUCUGGCGAUCGCCAUGGCGAUGUCCGCCUCUCAGGACGCCCUCCCCGUGGUGCCUCAGCUGCAGGUGGAGAACGGAGAGGACGUCAUCAUCAUCCAGCAGGACACGCCCGAGACCCUCCCAGGACACACCAGAGCGAAGCUGCCGUACCGGGAGGACGCGGACUGGCUGAAGGGCCAGCAGAUCGGCCUCGGGGCCUUCUCCUCCUGCUACCAGGCCCAGGACGUGGGGACCGGGACCUUGAUGGCUGUGAAGCAGGUGACGUAUGUCAGAAACACGUCGUCGGAGCAGGAGGAGGUCGUGGAGGCGCUGAGGGAGGAGAUCAGGAUGAUGAGUCACCUGAACCACCCGAACAUCAUCCGGAUGCUGGGAGCCACCUGCGAGAAGAGCAAUUACAACCUCUUCAUCGAGUGGAUGGCAGGGGGAUCUGUGGCUCAUCUGCUCAGUAAAUAUGGAGCCUUCAAGGAAUCAGUGGUCAUUAACUACACUGAGCAGUUACUCCGUGGCCUCUCCUAUCUCCAUGAAAACCAGAUCAUCCACAGAGAUGUCAAAGGUGCUAACCUCCUCAUCGACAGCACAGGUCAGAGGCUGCGAAUCGCAGACUUCGGAGCGGCAGCCAGGCUGGCUUCAAAGGGAACUGGCGCAGGAGAGUUUCAGGGACAGUUGCUGGGGACAAUCGCAUUUAUGGCGCCUGAGGUCCUCCGAGGACAGCAGUAUGGGAGGAGCUGUGACGUGUGGAGUGUCGGCUGUGCCAUCAUAGAAAUGGCCUGUGCUAAACCGCCCUGGAACGCAGAGAAACACUCCAAUCAUCUCGCUUUGAUAUUUAAGAUCGCGAGUGCAACGACCGCCCCGUCGAUCCCGUCACACUUGUCUCCCGGGUUACGUGACGUGGCUCUUCGCUGCUUAGAACUUCAACCUCAGGACAGACCUCCAUCAAGGGAGCUGCUGAAGCACCCGGUCUUCCGCACCACGUGGUAGCCAGCUGUGCAGACAGAUGCACAUAGACGGAUGCUCAGUCAGAGAAACACGGCAGUGGGAACCACGGUGAUAAUCCGCUGGCCUUCCUGCCACUGAACAGCUAUGAACAAGCCCAUGGGGAGCCCUUACCUAAGUAUGUGAUUGACAAAUCAUGUCUGUACCUAAGCUGAGUCUGCAGAGCCCACACCUGUGCCGAACUGCAAAUGGUGCCUUUCAGGGACUGGCCCUCGGCAACAAGACAGCAAGGAGUUUGCAUGACUAAGUACCAGAAGCAUAGUUUUAUGAUUAUUUCUCUCAGAGCACUUUUUCAGCAAUAUUAGCAGCUGAGGGGCUCAGGAUCUGUUUUACUGUCUCAACUACUCUUCCAUUUCGUAUCGCAAUCACAAGCAGGGGUCUGCUUUCAUGCAGUUUUUUGUCACUGGCAAUAUAAAUCAGUAUCUGCCUCUUUUUAGGUCAGACUAUGCUAUAAGUAGCAGUAAAGAAAUGUAUUUUUUAAAGUUGAUAACUUCUUUAUGACCCACAGUUGACCUUUAUUUUUUAAAAGCCUGGGCAAUUGUGGCUCAUUGUGCAUUUUACUGUUGGCCCAUUCAUUUCGUUUUUGGAAAUUAUGGUUCUAUGUUUUCAUUUCACCUUCAUUUUUUGUUUAAUAUUCAGGGAAAGGUGAUCUUUUCAAUCCAGAAAAAAAAAAAAAAGAGAACUAAGCGUGAACUAGAGUUUGUUGAAUAUCUUGCUGUGGCAAGAGUUUUUUAAUACAGAAUUUUGUUUGUUUUUUUAAAAUUGGGUUUUACUACUACCUUCAUCAAGUCCAUCACUGCUCUUCUGGUGCAGGUUAAACGUGAAUUCAGAGAAAAGCAACUGUUCUCUGUGAGGCAGCACAGCCAAGAUCAAGAUUACCUUGGAAUCUGAGUUUCUGUAAUUGGUUUCAUUUGUAGGAAGCUUCACCAACUAAGUCUCACUCGUGUGGCAAUCGCCACUGCUGGUGAGCAGGGAGCUGCUGUUCUCCUUCUCUUCACAGGCGGCCCUGGUGGAGAAUGAAAGGAAAAUUAACUUCAUUCCUCAACCACCAAUGAGUAAUCGUUUUUAAACUAAACGUUUGCUUUGAACUUGGAAAAUGUCCUCAUAGAAAAGUGAAUUGAAUUUCAAUUACAAACUAAUUCACUGGAUUCUGCACAAUUAUCUAAUGGUUUUCGUCUCAGUUGAAUUCGGAUCCUGAAGGAAAAUGGCAGCUCUUUAUCCUUUUUUUGUGAGUCUCUAAAUCAAGUACUGAUUAAGUUUUAACUCUUCAGAAGCCAGUUGAAUCAUGGCAGGGUGAACUAGAAUUGGUUAUUCUCAAAGACUCAGGAUAAACUAAAUAAGCUACACAGAUUACAUUUUAAAUGUACAUCACAAAUUGGAAGUCACAAAUAACUUACCAGGUUAAGUUUACAGGGAUAUAUUGCAUAUAAUUUUUAAAAGGCAGUUUUUAAAAAUGUGAAUGUGUUUUAGUGAAAUUUUACAUUCCUUUGUUUUGGAAGAUUGGCAAUAUUUGAAGAGUUAAAAAUAGUACCGAAAUGUGAAGUUUGGUAGCUCUAAAUGUGUUGUACUUGACUUUCUUUAUUUCCUCUGUGUUGACUACUUAGCAUUUUUGCAGUCUAAUGAGAUUGUCUCGAGUCCCACGUGCAGGCUUUAAAGGAUGCACUCUUGCCAUUUUAUUACUGGAAGAUCACUGGUCAGACAAAUCCGGUCUGACGGCAGCGUGAACUGUGUACAUGAGGAACCGCAGCGCAUCAGUAUUACUCUGCAGAUCACCAUGCCCGCCGGAGCGCCAGCUCAGACAGCGCAGCAUGUCGAAGCCCAUUGUUUGAGUGUGUGUGCAGGUCCCUCAGCUUGCUGGUAAUUGUGGUGUUUUGUUUCGUUUUUGUUUUCAAUGCAAAUGUGAUGUAAUAUUCUUAUUUUCUUUGGAUCAAAGCUGGACUGAAAAUUGUAUUGUGUAAUUAUUUUUGUUCUUAAUGUUAUUUGGUACUCAAGUUGUAAAUAACGUCUACUGCUGUUUAUUCCAGUUUCUACUACCUCAGGUGUCCUAUAGAUUUUUCUUCUACCAAAGUUCACUUUCACAUGAAAUUAUAUUUGCUGUGUGACUAUGAUUCCUAAGACUUCCAGGGCUUAAGGGCUAACUUCUAUUAGCACCUUACUGUGUAAAGCAAAUGUUACAAAAAAAAUCUCUGGGUUAAGAAAAUUUGGCUUAAAAUGUAUCCUUUGUUAUUUUAAAUAUAUCCAGAUAUUUUAAUUAAAAUUUUUACCCCAUUGAACCAAUUUUAUAGUAUUUGUACCUAUUUUGGUGUUUUGUCUUUAUAGUAAAUAAAAGUUUUUGGACAAAG